AUGGGAGAUAAAUGGGACCCAGACGGAAGAAGGAAUCACGUCGUGCGGCUAGAUAAAGCAGAAGCGUGUCCAACAAUCAGAGAAGCUGUGCUUGCACAGAAAAUACAAGCAAAUGCACCGAACGCUGAGUUGCUCACGAAGGACCGGAGGAGCACCACCGAUCCCGCUAAGCCAAAGAAUCUUGAAGAAGUUGGAUCCACAACAGACAAUUUAGGGCGGAACAUGGUCGAGAAAAGAGAUGAGCAUUUGUUAGGCACGGGAAUCACAGCGAAACACUAA
Molecule: messenger RNA, 279 nt
Organism: Necator americanus (New World hookworm)
Lineage: Eukaryota; Metazoa; Nematoda; Chromadorea; Rhabditida; Ancylostomatidae
Exons: 1
Coding region: 1-279 (92 amino acids)
Source: RefSeq, a predicted model, not a curated record